Molecule: messenger RNA, 375 nt
Organism: Mugil cephalus (flathead mullet)
Lineage: Eukaryota; Metazoa; Chordata; Actinopteri; Mugiliformes; Mugilidae
Product: protein YIF1B-like
Exons: 5
Coding region: 7-375 (122 amino acids)
Biological process (GO): endoplasmic reticulum to Golgi vesicle-mediated transport
Cellular component (GO): endoplasmic reticulum membrane; Golgi membrane; endoplasmic reticulum-Golgi intermediate compartment
Source: RefSeq, a predicted model, not a curated record
CCUAGCAUGCGUCUAAGGAACAACCCUGUGGAAAGUCCAGAUGGCAGCCAGCUGUUUGAGGAUACGAGUGGAGCAGGGUCUGGAUCGCAGGCAGGCUACAGGAAUCCUCAGGCCGGCCCUCAAGCAGCAGGCUUUCCAGGACCAUCCAUCCUGUCCGACCCCAUGUCCAACCUGGCCAUGGCUUAUGGCAGCGCGCUGGCCUCCCAGGGGAGGGAGAUGGUGGACAAGAAUCUGGACAGGUUCAUCCCGAUUUCUAAACUGAAAUACUACCUUGCUGUGGACACGGUGUACGUGGGGAAGAAGCUGGGCCUUCUCGUUUUCCCCUACAUGCACGAGGAUGAUCACAAGAUCCUCAUUGGAGGAUCCAGUCCAUGA